CACGUCACAAAGAACUUGAAUUACUUGCGUGUUUCGCUUCUUUCCUAUCUUCCAGUCGCUCCUUACCCAUCACAUUCACCCACCAUGUCGUCGUCCGAGCAAACCGAGGCGUUCCCGCCGCUUGUCAAACCCAGUAUGCUACGCCAAUCUAGCUACACCACCGGUACGCGACGCAGGAAGAGCUCGAGCUUGGGUGGAGACCCGCGAGGAGACACCGGAGGUCUGGCAUUGGCAACAACGGAUAUGUCACAAUCGCAUCUAUCGCGAGGAGACUCCAUGAGCGGGAAGCACGGCAAAGCCUCAAAGCGCAAGAAAGCAAAGGGCCUAUUCAAUAAAUGGAAGCGGAUGUCGCUCAGGCACACUUGGAUAAAUCCUUUAGUCCUGGCUCUGAUCAUUCUCGGCGCAUAUUUCGCGAAUCCUGGCGAACACAACCCGUUGCGAUCUGCCAUCUUCCUGUCUUAUGCGAAUCCGGCGUUAGAAGAGCGGACAAAUACGAUCCCAGCACACGUUGGAAAUCCUGUGCAGUAUGGCAAGGGCAAGAAAGAUUUGGCUUUCGUGGCUUUCUACACCAUUGUUUUCUCGUUCACUCGAGAAUUCCUGAUGCAACGCAUGAUCCGCCCAAUUGCGAUAUGGUGCGGGAUACGGAAUCGCGACAAGCAGUCCCGAUUCAUGGAGCAAUUUUACACCGCCAUCUACUUUGGCAUUUUCGGGCCAUUCGGGUUAUACGUGAUGAGCAGGACACCGGUCUGGUACUUCAACGUCCCAGGAAUGUAUGAAGGCUUCCCUCACAGAGCCCACGAGGCGAUCUUCAAGGCAUACUAUCUGCUACAAGCGUCUUACUGGGCGCAGCAAGGUCUGGUCCUGGUUCUCGGUUUAGAGAAGCCGCGUAAGGACUUCAAGGAGCUCGUGCUGCAUCACAUCAUUACAUUGUCAUUGAUCGGGCUGAGCUACCGUUUCCACUUUACAUAUAUUGGCGUCGCGGUGUACAUCACUCACGACAUCUCCGACUUCUUCCUCGCUACCUCGAAGCUUCUCAACUACCUUGAUGCCUGGAUUACGCCGCCAUACUUCGUUUCGUUCAUCGCAAUUUGGGCCUAUUUGCGCCAUUACCUUAAUUUGAGAAUUCUGGCUUCGCUGCUACCCGGAGGAGAAUUCCAGACUAUCGGGCCCUACACAUUGAACUGGACGACCCAGCAAUACAAAUGCUGGAUCUCUCAAGCAAUUACUGGUGUUCUUCUUGCCAGUCUGCAGGCUGUCAACCUGUUCUGGUUCUUCCUGAUUUGUCGCAUCUUGAUACGAUUCAUUCGCACUGGCGAAGAGCGAGACGACCGCUCCGAUGUUGAUGAGGACGAGGUCCGGCAAGAAGACGUUGGAGAGACACCAUCGAUGCAAUUGAACGGAGAGCCCAUUGGAGCACCAGGCACAGGCAUUGACGGCAAAGCAAGCGAAGGACUGCGGAGACGGUAGUAAGUGGGAGGAUGAAAAUCAUGUUGUUAUGUCUUGAGCGUUCACGCGGCAUUGGAUGAGCUGGAAAUCGAUAUAAUACAACUUCUAAUUAGCACCUCUCUGCGUUCAGGCUGGGAUCUGAAUACCCUGGAAAGAAUGAGCUCCUCAAUACCACACAUCAGGAUCGUAAACCUAUGUAAAUGCGGAAACUGUUCAUUAACAGUGGCGAAUCGAAUCGGAAGCAUGAAAAACCGAGACAAUUCGGACGUCCAAUCGAGGAGCCCAGGGGUUUCCGCCCUCGACCGUGGUUUCCCACUCUCCG
Messenger RNA from Cercospora beticola, 1768 nucleotides. It is a transcript of the gene LAG1, whose product is annotated as sphingosine N-acyltransferase LAG1. Gene Ontology annotation, cellular component: membrane. The record is from RefSeq and is a predicted model, not a curated record. Lineage: Eukaryota; Fungi; Ascomycota; Dothideomycetes; Mycosphaerellales; Mycosphaerellaceae. Gene Ontology annotation, molecular function: sphingosine N-acyltransferase activity. Gene Ontology annotation, biological process: ceramide biosynthetic process.